This is a messenger RNA of Haemonchus placei, 1185 nucleotides long. The record is from the annotation of a GenBank genome assembly. Lineage: Eukaryota; Metazoa; Nematoda; Chromadorea; Rhabditida; Trichostrongylidae.
CCGUUUACAGGAAAAUUGGUCUCGAAGAUUGGCGAUGAUGACCUAAGAAGGUGGUCAGCUGAAGUGGCAAAGGAAAUCGCUGAACAAAAACCCGAAUUCGCCGUUGUUCAUGUACAAGGGCUUCAUUCAGCAGAUGACCCCGAUUACAUGUCCCGAGUGAUUCUCGGCGGGAUAAUCGACACUCCUGAGAUUCACAAACAUUUCGAUUCAUCGAUAGCAUUUUUCGACACCACUGUUACGGGUCUUGGAAAUCUGUACUUGUUCCGUGACCAUUCAGCUGUACAACAGUUUGACAGAUUUCUGAAUACCGGCUAUCGACAAAUUCGAGCUGGACAUGAUGCUGUCGUUGGAAGGUCGGAAGCCGAUGGUUUCAUUAGAAACACCUUCGGAGAGCAACCCGUCACAUCUCGUCGGCUGUUUUACAGGGAAGACGGUACACGCGACAUUUCACAGCAAAGGACCGGAUUUCUCUUGACCCGAUUCAGAAUCCAUGGAAAAGAAAUGACAUUUGUCAAUCUCAACCUUCAUUCGGUUCCGUUCGAAGACGUGAAUGAGAUCGUCGAACAGGUUCAGGUUACAAAAGCUGCAAGGAAACGUAACGAAGAAAUCGAGAUGUUACUAAAAGAACUGGAGGCCGAAGGUUUACGUGACGAUGCGAUAAUUGUUGGUGGCGCGUUCAACGCUCAACUUCACGAGACCGACUUGUUGACGUAUCUUGCAAAAACUCAAAUGGUACAAACUAUAGCAAAAAAGGAUAAUUCAGGAAAGGUCGAAGCAAUCCAGCAAUAUGACCGACAUGGCAGAAACGUUACGACUGUUGAGCGCCAACGAUUCGAUCUCCAUUCCAUCCAUGACUGGUUCUUCCGACUUGGCAGAGGUCAAAUGGUGAAAAAAUACAAUGGUGAACUGGCUCCAGUCACGUUUAAGGGACAAUUGAAGGAACAAAGUGUUUUCUUCCAACCAUCUCGACAUUACGCUAUUAACGAGCAUACCGGUAAAGAAGAGUUCAUGCGCACACUGUGUCCAGCAUGGGCAGAUCGUGUUCUAUACAACGAGAGGAUGGACAAGCUUUUCCGAUAUGACUCCUUCUGUGCAUCUGGGCUGUACUAUGGUUUGGUGGGUGAAAAUGUCUACAUCGGACAACACAAACCUGUCGCACUUCACGCCACUAUUUGUCUCAAAUGA